Messenger RNA from Astyanax mexicanus (Mexican tetra), 4921 nucleotides. RefSeq names its product solute carrier family 4 member 1 adaptor protein. Bases 37 to 2535 code for a protein of 832 amino acids. Lineage: Eukaryota; Metazoa; Chordata; Actinopteri; Characiformes; Acestrorhamphidae. The record is from RefSeq and is a predicted model, not a curated record. The transcript is spliced from 14 exons. Gene Ontology annotation, molecular function: mRNA binding; protein binding.
CAGAUCGGAGCGGUUUAGCUGCUACACUAAACAGUCAUGGAGGAGACCAUGCCUUCAAGCUCGGAGCCGGAGAUGUUGGAGGAUCCUGAGGUUCCAGAGGAGCCGGGGAACAGCGAGGAGAAGCCCGCUCCAGAGAAGCCCGCAGAUCCGUUCAAGAAGCCCGAUAUCUUUGCGGCGCCGUCCGUGGUGGGGAGACGGAGCGGAGGAGCGGCGGAGAUUGAGAAGGUUAGCCGGGCUGAGAGCUCCUCUCCCGGGCAGGCAGGAGGGUCUGGAGACCGCAGACCUGCUCCAGAAGAUCCAGAGGCUUCAGAAGCUCCAAAAGACCCAGAUGCUCCAGAAGAUCAGGUGCCCACCUCCAAACCACCCGUUCAUCCACCACUUCCUGAAGGGUCAGGUCCAGACCAGAGGCCUCCAGUGAUAGAGAAGAAGCCCCGUGCUGUAGAAGAAAAGCCCACCCACCCCAAACCCAAGCAUGAGGUCAAAGGCCCCAAAAAAGCCCCCAUCAAAGUGCCCCCCUCUGGUAAAUUCCCCCCUCUGCCCUACUCUGAGCCCCCCUGGGCUGGGGUGGCCACUGUACCCUACUCCUUUGAGCUUCUGAAGAAUGGAGCCAUCCUGGACUCCAUCCCUCUGACCCAGCAGAGCUACUUCGUGGUGGGCAGGUUACCUGUGUGUGAUGUGUCCCUGGAGCACCCCUCCAUAUCCCGCUACCAUGCUGUGGUCCAGUACCGGGGUCUUGUGGGGGAAGAGGGUUCUGUGGGAGAGGAGGCCGGGUUCUACGUCUACGACCUGGGCAGCACUCAUGGCACCUUCCUAAAUAAGAACAAGAUCCCACCUAAGACCUACAUCAGACUGAGGGUUGGGCACGUCCUGAAGUUUGGAGGAAGCACCAGGCUCUUCAUUCUUCAGGGUCCCGAGUCUGAUGAGGAAGCAGAGUCUGAGCUGACGGUAACAGAGCUGAGAGAGCGGGCCAGGAAACAGCGAGAAGAGCUGGAGAAGAGAAUGAUGGGAGAUGGAGGUUCUGAUGAUGAUGACGACGACGACGACGACAACAGUGAUAAAGCUGCAAAGAAUGGAGAGCAGGAGUCUUCUAAAAAGAGCUCCCCAGAAGAUACCGGCUGUUCUUGGGGAAUGGGAGAUGAGGCCGCCCCAGAGGAGGAUGAGAACGAGGAAAAUCCAUUCGCCACAGAGUUUCAUGAAGACCAGGAGGCAGCCUACUUGAAAGAUCCUAAAAAAGCUCUGCAGGGCUUCUAUGAUCGUGAAGGAGAAGAACUGGAGUUUGAAUAUGAAGACAAAGGUCAUGGCACGUGGCUCUGCAGAAUCAAGUUGCCAGUGGAUGAUGCAGUGGGCAGGCAGCUGGCCGCUGAGGUCACUCACUCGGGGAAGAAGAAGGAUGCCGCUGUGCAGUGCUGUUUGGAGGCCUGCCGCAUGCUGGAGGCUCGAGGACUACUGAGACAGGAAGCAGUCUCCCGCAAGCGUAAAAAGAAAAACUGGGAGGACGAUGACUAUUACGACAGCGAUGACGACUCGUUCCUGGACAGAACAGGUACAGUGGAGAGGAAGAGGAAGGAGCGCAUGAAGAGGGCCGGCAAGACUGAGGAUCGGCCUGAUACCUACGACUCCCUGGUUUCAAAACUUGCUGAAGUGGAGAAAGAAGUGUCCGAAACAGAGAAGAAACUAAAUUCUUCUGGAAAAGGAGGCUCCAGCUCAUCCACAGAGGAUCCUCUGGAUGCGUUUAUGAGUGCCGUACGCAGUCAGGCAGCUCUGGACGGCGUGGAGCGGAAGAAGCUACACCUGCACGUGGCCGAGCUGAAGAAGGAAAGUCAGCGGCUGCGUAAACUUAUUGAACUGACCAGACCUACGCAGCUGCCCUCCCUGCAGAGCACUCAGUCUUCUGAGUCGGAGAAGCCCAAGAAAUUAGUCCUGCCUCAGUUUGGAGCGAUGAAAGGUGGCAAAAAAUUCAAACUGAAGACAGGAACUAUUGGGACUCUGCCUCCAAAGAGACCCAACUUACCCCCUGAGCUCUUCAACAUGAAAGAACUGCCCCCUGGUGGAGAGGAGGAAGAAGAAGAAGAGGAGGAGGAGGAGGAAGAGACAGAGAAACCAGAGGAAAUGGAGGAGGAGGAGAGCAAAGAUCAGGAUAAAGAAAGCACAGCACAGUCAGAGGGUGAUAUGGAGGCUGAUCAGUCUGAUAAGAUGCUCAGUAAAGAGGAAUCAAACGCUGGACGGCAGUCAGACGACACCUCGUCUCAGAGCCGUAAAGAGAUGGGAGAAUCUCACAGACAAACACAGAAGAAGGCUUCAUCACAUGAUAAUAAAGAAAAGGUUAAAUCAGGUCAUCACUCAGACUCGUCUGCAAAAGGUGAACAACCGCAGCCCCAGAAGAAGAGUGGCAAGAAGAUGAUUGGCCCCAGCAGGCCUCCAAGCACUGUAUCCAAGCAAUACCCAGAGGAUGAUCCUGACUACUGUGUGUGGGUUCCUCCAGCAGGUCAGAGUGGUGACGGUCGGACUCAUCUCAACGACAAGUACGGCUACUGACAGGGGGAUGGACCAGUUUCUUUUCAAGCAGGGUCCACUUCAUCUGAACAACUGAGCACCACAUGGCUACAUUUCCUUUUAGUAAAGAACUCGCUCGCUCGGACGGGUCAAGAAGACUUCAGCCAUUUACGGAUGAGAAGGGCAUUGUGAGCGAGACCUUUUCCGGCAUUCACAGCCUCGGCCAACUGUUUUGCACUUGUAUUGCGCUUUUCCACCUUAGUGCACUUAGUGCACUUCCAGAGGAGAGCUGGACUGGAGUUUAAGGACUGGGGAAAGUAGAGGAUAGUUAGAUUUUGAACAUGUAAGCAAUGAUUAAGGUUAAAAAGGAAAUACAUUUGGAGCUCAGCUCAGAUCAGCUCAGCUUUAAACAUAGACAUGCCAAAAGUCAUGGAACAGGAGUAUUGUAUUGUGUUGAGUAGACUGCUGCACUAAACUGUGGGAUAUGCUUAUUUAGCCUUUUGCAUUUAAUAAUAUUGAUGUGAUGUCUACUAGAGUCUGUUUGCUUGGACAAUUUUAGCCAGAUACCGCCGGUCACGAUCACUACCACCCACUGCAAGGUGUCCCUGCAAAACCUCUGAAGUGGAAUUUCCCGUCCAAGAUCUGCCACCCUCGCUUAAUUUCAGGCUAAUGCUAACUUGUUAACAGCCAGAGAGAGUGUCCUAUUGGGCAGCACAGGCUUCUGUUAGCUGAUGUAUCAGAGCUGGGUUGCUGCACUUUCCUCAGAGUGCUCUGUGAUACUACCCAGUGAUGCAGUGUCUGGCUUUACAUGUAUCAGACGAGUACUAGCAUGUGUUGGCUUCAUUUUUUUUUUUUUAGUGUUUGGGCAUAACUAGUGAUAGAGGGAGUUCAUAUAAAUGAGGAUUGUGUCAUUUUUUCUUCCAAAUUGGGAGACAAAUGGGAUACAAUUAGAUAAAAUGAGAAACAAGUUUUGUGUGUGUGUACAGCUCGGGAAAAAAAAAAUGUUUCUUUGAUUUUACCAAAUUAAAAAACCUCUGGAAUAUAAUCAAGAGGAAGAUGAAUGAUCACAAGCCAUCAAACCAAACUGAAAUGCUUGAAUAGUUGCACCAGGAGUGAGUAGCAUAAAGUUAUCCAAAAGCAGUGUGUAAGACUGGUGGAGGAGAACAUGCCAAGAUGCAUGAAAACUGUGAUUAAAAACCAGGGUUAUUCCACCAAAUAUUAAUUUCUGAACUCUUAAAACUUUAUGAAUAUGAACUUGUUUUCUUUGCAUUAUUUGUGGUCUGAAAGCUCUGUAUUAUUUUAUUUUCUGCAAAUAAAUGCUCUAGCUGAAGAUAUUUUUAUAUGGAAUUUGGGAGAAAUGAUGUCUGUAGUUUAUAGAAUAAAACAGCAAUGUUCGUUUUACUCAUAAACCUAUAAAUAGCAAAAUUAUAGAAAUUACAGUGGUCUCUUAAUUUUUUCCAGAGCUGUAUAUAUCCACCUACUUUUUCGAGAAUGUUUAUUCAUCAUUUAUGAUGAUGAUUGACUUAUUCGAUUAAUAUGGAAUAAGCAUCACAGGCAACCUCUUUAAUGAUUAGAUCACCCCAGGUGCAAGUUAACGCCAGGUGUUUUUAUGGCAUAAGAAACCCUGUUUUGUUUGAACACUGAAAAACAUUGAGGUUUUUGGAUAUAAGUCUUGAUUUAAAUGCUUAAAUGAACAAAUUUAUAACUGGCUUCUUUCAUUAGUACAUUAGCAUAUUCGCAGCAGCUGCUCCUGGGUCAGUUUAACAGGCUUAGUGCAGGUACAUUGUUGACUCAGUGCACUGUCCCGGGUCACUGUGUGUGUGUGUGUGUGUGUGUGUGUGUGUGUGUGUGUGUGUGUGUGUGUGUAACACUAGCCUCGUCGGUGAGUUCACUAAGCCGCAGUGAUCGGAGCAGAGAGUGCUCCUGCUGGAUCUGGCUCUGCGUAUGGCUUGUGUUACCUUUCUGGAGAAAGGGCAGUGAACGGGGGGGCGGGGGUGUAUUCAGCAGCCAUCUGGACACUUGGUCGGCAUUCUGGGAUUGAGAGCAAGCUGUUAAUGAAUCAAGUGGCACAGGCGUGUGUGUGUGUGUGUGUGUUUUUGUGUGUGUGUUGGGGGCAGUGUACCUUAUGUGUACUUGUGUUCCCUUUACGCGAUAUUAAUGAAGAGUGACUCAGCAUUGAGGAGGUGUGUUAGUGAGGUGUGUGUGUGUGUGUGUGUGUGAGAGAGCUGUGUGUGUGUGUGUGUGGUGUUUUGUCUGGGGAAAGAUUAGGGCCUCAUGCAAACUCCUCAACUCUUUCACCUUUGGUUCUCUCCUUCUCUCCUGUUUUUAGACCUCUGAUGUUCUUUUGUUUCGGGCAGAUUAUUAAGUGAGAUGUAUUUUAUAUUUCUGUUCUUUUGUAAAAUAAAUGUAAAUUUAGUUGUGAAGCACA